Messenger RNA from Balaenoptera musculus (blue whale), 1593 nucleotides. RefSeq names its product mitochondrial translational initiation factor 3 (gene MTIF3). Gene Ontology annotation, cellular component: mitochondrion. Gene Ontology annotation, biological process: mitochondrial translational initiation; ribosome disassembly. Gene Ontology annotation, molecular function: translation initiation factor activity; ribosome binding. NCBI's taxonomy places the organism in Eukaryota, Metazoa, Chordata, Mammalia, Artiodactyla, Balaenopteridae. The transcript is spliced from 5 exons. The coding region runs from base 730 to 1566 and encodes 278 amino acids. The record is from RefSeq and is a predicted model, not a curated record.
CGUAAUGGACCGAGGGGAUGGGAAGCUCCGAUCGCCGUACCACCUGCGGCACCAGGAGCCAGGUGAACGGCAACUUCCCGCACGCACCUCCCCUCGCCCUCCGCAUUUUCUGUCGGAGGACUUUAGGCCGCCGGCCGGAAAGGCGCUCCUCCUAACGUCACCUUUCCUUUAAAGACGCAGGCCGAAGCCCCGCCCACUACGGAAGGUGAAAGGGUCUCGCGGCGGAGCCCGUUUGCGGGCUCCUUUCGCCAAACCUUACCAAUCGGCGGCCCGGAACAGGUGUCCUGGAACCAGUCCCACGUGGAUACCGAGGACGGCUGUACGUACUGAGACAGGCUGUAGGCGCCAGUGUGAGGAGCACGGCGGCGAACGAAGUAGACACGUGACGUUUUCUCACGAAGCUUACGUUCCAGUGAGGAAAGACUGCCAUCAGAUGUAUUGAUAAGUUGUUCAUUACGUUCACGAAGAGGUGUCUGUGAGUCAGCAGGGAUUCAAGAUUCUGCAUCGUCCUAAAUAAACCCUUAGGGUGACACCUGCUUUUGGAGUUGGCACUGUGAGAUCCAUGGGGAACGGGGUCAACUAAGAUAACUUUGACGUUUCCUGUGCACGGACCUGCAAUGUUCACAGGUGAGGUUCCCACAGGCUCGCACACGCCCUCCAUGCUCCACAGCACCGGCCCACGGGAAUGAGCGAUCGGACUUCAGUGAGCUUUUCUCCCUGCUUUUUAGGAUGGCUGCCCUUUUUCUAAAGAGGUUAACAUUACAAACUAUAAAAACGGAAAAUACUUGCAUUAGAAGAUGUUUGGGUAAAUACGUCGUACAAAAGACGGCACUGGCGGAGCCAUCCCACAUUGCCUCUGCCCCAAGACCGUCCUGCCUCAUUCACGCAAAAGCUUUUACUACUGAAGACACCCAGGACAAGAGAGAAAAGAAAAAAAAGAAUGAAACAGCUUUUCGUAACGUUGGAAGAAAAAUUAACGAGCGCAUCAUUCAGGUGCUGGACGAGAAGGGCAACGACCUGGGCCCCAUGCACCGAGCGAACGUGAUCAGGCUCAUGGCCGAGCAGGACCUGCGGCUGGUGCCGAGGGACCCCGGCGCCGAGCCCCCGCGGUACCAGCUCAUGACGGGCACGCAGAUCUACCAGGAGCGGCUCCGGCGCAGAGGGAUGGAGAGGGCCGAGCCCAAGCCUGGACCCACCCUGACAAAGGAACUGACUUUUUCUUCAAAUAUUGGACAACAUGAUUUGGACACAAAGAGUAAACAGAUUCAGCAGUGGAUCGAGAAAAAGUACAAAGUUCAAAUUACAAUAAAGAAAGGGAAGAAUACAGAAGAGCCAGAAAACAGAAUGGAGGAGAUAUGUAAUCAAAUACUCCAGACUAUGCCUGGAAUAGCUACCUUCUCAUCCAGGCCACAGCCCAUCAGAGGGGGAAAGGCUGUGAUGUGUGUGCUUCGUCCCUUGAGCCAAAAGGAAGAGAAUGCGUGCAGAUCAGCUCAGGGGACCCAGAGAGGAGACGCUCUGAACAGAGAAGAUGGAAACCACGGAGCAUCCAAUGCUCUGCACCAGUGAUUUUAAUAAAAACGUGCUUCUGAGAGA